Molecule: messenger RNA, 5483 nt
Organism: Xiphophorus maculatus (southern platyfish)
Lineage: Eukaryota; Metazoa; Chordata; Actinopteri; Cyprinodontiformes; Poeciliidae
Product: tripartite motif-containing protein 16-like
Exons: 2
Coding region: 337-1956 (539 amino acids)
Molecular function (GO): protein binding
Source: RefSeq, a predicted model, not a curated record
CAGCUUCCUCUAGUCUCGCCUGGACAUGUUUCUGGUCGCUGAUGUUUUCAUCGUGGAUUUUUACCUUCUGCUUUUACUGGACUUUGGUUCCCGAAACUUGGGAAAACAAGCAGGCACAGUGGAAGACAUUCCUCACAGUUUUUCCCGAGGUCUGAUAACUCCUCCUAGGCUGCAUCCUGCCAACACGUCUCUGUUCCCUCCUCUUCUGAUCUGGAAGUUUCCUGCUGAGGCUAACAGCUUCCAGGCCUCAUUCACUGCAGCAACACGUGAUGUUUAGAUCAGAGCUGCUGUUGUUCUACAGAGGAGGAAACUACGCAGUUGUUACUGUGAGCUAAAAUGGCGCAGAGAAUAGUUCAACUAGACCAAAGUAACUUUUCUUGUUCAAUUUGUUUGGAUCUACUGAAGGAUCCGGUGACUAUUCCCUGUGGACACAGUUACUGUAUGAACUGUAUUAAAAGCCACUGGGAUGAAGAAGAUCAGAGGAGAAACCACAGCUGCCCUCAGUGCAGGAAAGAGUUCAUACCAAGACCUGAUCUGGAGAAAAACGUCAUGUUAGCUGAUUUAGUGGAGGAUCUGGAGAAGACUGGACUCCAAGCUGCUGCAGCUGAUCACUGCUAUGCUGGACCUGAAGAUGUGACCUGUGAUGUCUGCACUGGGAGGAAGAUGAAAGCUGUCAAGACCUGCCUGGUUUGUCUGAUUUCUUACUGUGAGAAUCAUCUUCAGCCUCAUUAUGAAUCUCCUGCUUUUAAAAAGCACAAGCUGGUGAAUCCCACCAAAACUCUCAUGGAAAGCAUCUGCUCUUGUCAUGAUGAGGUGAUGAAGAUGUUGAUGGAUGGUUAUGAAACAAUCUCUGCAGAAGCAGAAAGGGCUGAGAAGCAGAAGGAGCUCCAGGAGAGUCAACAACAAAUCCAUCAGAGAAUCCAGGACCAAGAGAAAGAUGUGAAGCUGCUUCAACAGGAGGUGGAGGCCAUCAAUGUCUCUGCUGAUAAAGCAGUGGAGGACAGUGAGAAGAUCUUCACUGAGAUGAUCCGUCUCCUCCGGGAAAGAAGCUCUGAUGUGAAGCAGCAGAUCAGAUCCCAGCAGGAAACUGAAGUGAGUCGAGUCAAAGAUGUUCAGGAGAAGCUGGAGCAGGAGAUCACUGAGCUGAAGAGGAAAGACGCUGAGCUGGAGCAGCUCUCACACACAGAGGAUCACAACCAGUUUCUCCUCAACUACCCCUCACUGCCAGCACUCAGUGAGUCUACACACUCAUCCAGCAUCAACAUCCGUCCUCUGAGACACUUUGAAGACGUGACAGCAGCUGUGUCAGAGCUCACAGACAAACUACAGGACAUCCUGAGAGACUCAUGGAGAAACGUUGAACUGGCAAUCACUGAAGUGGAUGUUCUACUGUCAGAACCAAAGACCAGAGAUGAAUUCUUAAAAUAUUCACAAGAAAUCACUCUGGAUCCAAACACAGCAAACAUAUUUCUGUUAUUAUCUGAGCAGAACAGAAAAGUAACAUUAAUGAACCGGCAACAAGAUUAUCCAGAUCAUCCUGACAGAUUCACUGGUUGUUAUCAAGUCCUGAGUAGAGAGACUCUGACUGGACGUUGUUACUGGGAGGUGGAGAGGACUGGGAGUGGAGUUUAUGUAGCCAUUUCUUACAAGAACAUCAACAGAAAAGAAGCCUUUGGGUUCAAUGACAGAUCUUGGUCUUUAUAUGGUUACACAGACAGUUACACAUUUUAUCACAACAACACUGAAACUCCAGUACCAGGUCCAGUUUCCUCCAGAAUAGGAGUGUACCUGGAUCACAGAGCAGGUGUUCUGUGUUUCUACAGCGUCUCUGAAACCAUGACUCUCCUCCACAGAGUCCAGACCAGAUUCACUCAGCCUCUAUAUGCUGGGGUUGGUCUUUAUUUCUCACUUUCCUGUCCUGGUGACUCCUCUGCUGAGUUCAUUAAGUUGAAAUAGUCAGCAGUGAUCUCAGGUCCAGUUGGUUAAAAUGUGUAUUUUAGUCCCAGUUCCUUUCGUCUCCAUCAUUGUUGCUGAGAGAUCAGCUGUCUUAGUGGAGCUUCUUUGUCAUCUUUAUUGUUUUUAUUAAUGUUUGAUGUGUGAUCAGAAUCUCUAAUUUCUUAAUUUUUUUCAUAUUUAGCUGCAUCAUUAUUAUCACAUUUAUCACUUCUGAUGUCACCAGAACCUGCUUGAGUUUCUGAUUAUUUUUAAAGCACAUUAACUAGGAGUGUUAGUGUUAGUUAAUGUAACUAACAUCAUCAUCAUUAGUAUUUUUUUCUGCUCUGCUUUCAGUUUAUUCUGAUUGAACCUCCAGAAUCUCCCUGCACUUCUUACUGUCAUGUUUUUAGUCUGAAUGUGUAAGAAACUGGAAAGUGUGGAUUGUUACAAGUAUCAUAAACAUGAUAUUGAUUUACUGUUUUCCUCAUUUUUUCCAGUUGUUUUGUUUGUAAAUGCAGACAAAAUGCUCUAAUUUAUUUUAAUAUCUACUUUAGAACUCCAUAUAUGUCAUAUUAUUUUGCAUAAAACAUUUUUAUGGUAGAUUUUUCACUUUGCUGUUAUGGUGAAAAGUCCAUUAAUUUUAGCAUAAACCUGUCAAUAAAUGAUCAGAGGAAAAAUUGACCGAUUUAUAUGUCUGAACAAUGGAUCGGUGCAUUUCUACUUUUUAUAUUUUAAUGUAAACAUCUACAAGAUUCAAGAAUGGACAAAUAAAAUAUAGAGAUUACAGUGGAGUAGAUUACUGACUGCUAGUUAUUAAAGAUUAAACUGUUCAAAUCUGAUUUCUGGCUCUCAAAGUCAAAUCUAAAAUCCUCCAACAUGGCUGAAGUCCAACAGAUGAUGCAUAAAAGUUUUUAAUGUGUCAGAAAGUAUGGCAAGCCGUUUUAACAUAAAUUCAGUUUUACCGCCCUUACAUUCCAGAUAUCUCAAAUUGUUUUAUGACGUUUUAGUGAUUUAAGAUAUCUCUAAUUACAGUCUGACUAGUCGAAACUCAUCUCUCCUUGAUUCCUGAAAUCCAUGGCAACAAUGAGUUUUAUUUUGUGUGUUUUUUUUUACAAUGGGAAUUAGCAGGUUAGCAUUAGCAUCAACUCCAUUGUCUCUCUUUUUAACCUUGUGAAUUAAAAAUGUAGCGUAAUCCACCUAAUGAAGGAUGAAACUUUAAAGAUGAACAUUAAAGUUUCAAUGCAAUAAAUUCUUAGUUUCAUUGCAAUAGCUGUACACACAAAGCAUAACGUGAGCAUAAUGUAAAAACGUUUACAACAUAAAAUAAAGGUACAAUCUUAAAAACAACUUUAGUUUAGGCAUAUGAUCAAACAAAUGCAGUUUUUAAAAAAAACAUAAACUUAUUUACACAAAAAACAUACAUUGUGCUUCUAUUAAAGAUUCUGUUAGUAAGAGAUUUUAACUCAGUUACAAAUUCUUCAGUCUGUUGUUGUCAAGCCGCUGUUCGUAAACAUACAACGCAGAAAAUGUCACUUCAAAAUAAAAGCAUCAAACCGGAAGUUAAUCAUAGAUAAAACUAAUUAAAGGCGAUAGACAUCAAAAAGUGAUACAAAUAAAUAAAGAACUUAUUUCAGAUCUAAUUUGUACUUUUUAUUCUUUUAUUGUCUUCGCUUUCUUUUGUAUGUAAUCUGGACUCUGAGUUUGUAAUAAAAUCUAUCUAUUUACAAAAACACUUACACUCCACACUCUUCAGAAAAACCACAUAUUGUUUUGCUUCUGCUUCUUGACAAAAUUCCCCAAAAACAUGUAGAAAUUGACCUUCAAAAAUUGCGUGUGGAGUACGUGUUCGUGUACCGCUUCAGGAAAACGGACCGAGACAUGAUGAUGGACACGUACAUCCAGAGGACGUCUCUGUCCCAGGACGGCCUGAGGCGAGGAGACGUGUCUCUGACCAUCAGGAACGUCAGCCUGCAGGACCACGGCAGGUUCCGAUGUUUCAUCCCACGCCUCAGGAUAGAAGCAGAACUUCUGCUUGUUGUUGGUGAGGAACGGGUCCAAACUGCAGGUUCUGAUCCGGAUCUGUUGGGGUUUUUUCUAAUCAGUCCUGUUAUUGUUGCUGUUUCAGAUCCUAACUUUGUUUCAACGACGACAACAGAGUCGGUUCAUCCCAGAAACCUCAUCACUCCGACGCCACAGCAGGAAACCGUGAGGAACGGUGAGUCAGCAGGUCCAAAACGUUUCAGAAUCACUUGUGAACCUGAAUGUUCCGUUUUAUUGCUUAUAAUUUCUCUCAUUUCAGAUCGUCGCUCCAGGCUGCUGCGCUGUUUGCCACUUCAUCUUUUCUUCUUCAUUGUUUGCCUGAAUUCAAUUUCUGUCUUUCGCUUUAAAACGUUGAGCAAAAACAAGUAAGUUAAAAAUAAUACCUGGAACACAUUCAUGUGUUUUUUCUUCAUCACAUGUUUUAGUUCGUAAUGUUUUCUUUGCUUCUCGCAGGUUUUCUGACGCUGCAUCUCUGCAGAGUCCGACUCCAGCCAGCGGCUGAAGACGUGAAUCCUGAUCCGUCAGAGUCUGAAUCUGCUGCUCUGCUGCUCAUCUCUUCCUCAACUCUUCUUCUCCCUGGUUUUCCUGCAGUUUCUUCUGUUGACGCUGCAGGAAUCUCCGCCUAGAUUUGCCAACAUGACGAGGACUCCAACAGAUUUACGUCUGGAGAAGAAACGAGAACCGAUCAAAACUCCUAGAAGUCUUCUUGAAGCGCUUCAGGUUUUGUUCAACCUCAGGAUGAAAUAGAUCAGGACAAAACGUCGACAUCUGUACUUAAUUUGAAGUGUUAUUGAAAACAACCUGUUAAACUUAACAAGGUUCUUUUUAUGGUAGCACUGGUUUACUGUUGUGAUAAUAUGUUUUAUUUUUUUUGUUGUUUUUUUACUUUACUCGACUAUUUAAACCACAGGAUAGUUUUUCCAAUCUGAAUUAAUGUGCCUUAAACAUUCACAUCAGCAGGUCUGGAGAUCAGAUCUGCAUUAGAUGCUUUGUAUAUUUUACUUAAUGAAUGUUUCAUUUUACCAGAAAAUGAUGCUUAUUUAUAGAAAAGUAGAAACAGAAAGUUGAGUUUCUGUUCAGGUUUUUAAUCCUGAAGAAUAUUUAACUGUUUAAACACUUAAAGUUCUUUAAAAAAAAUAAAAAAUAUAUGUUACAUUUCAAUUGACAAGAGCAGCUAAUAACUCCCUCUGUUCAAUAUGAACAUUAAAGAUUUUCAUGUCAUGAGGAAAACAAUUUUAUUUAAUUCUUGGAUUAUCCACAUGGGGGCGCUAGUUAGUUAUACAUUUUUAUUACAUAUUUUUGUCGAUGUGAAAAAUAAAGAGAGCAAAAACUCCUCUCACUCCAAAUGGUUUCAUAUUGUUAUAUUUUAGUGCUGUUUUGUUUAUUCUCUAUAAAUAAUUCAUGGUUGUAUCUCACCUGAAUUUAACUUCACAGGAAUGUUUUAUUCUCAUACAAAAUGUAGAAAAAUAUUCAUUAAAUUGUUUUAUUGACACUUGCUAUAUUUACAA